UCAUACCACAAUAAGCUCGUAGAGUGUCUGACUAUUGAAAAUGAAUGCUCAAAAAGCCAACUCUUUCAUGAAACUCAACACUUUAUUGUAAUUUUAACCUUGAUUUUGUCUCAAUCUUUGAGCAUGAAGAAAGUAGUCUUAAUUUAUUUUAUGAAAGUUGUCUAUAUGUGACUUAACAUACUUAUUAUGUGUUGUUUAUUUGCAUGGAUGCAAUUUACGGACGACGAUUGUACAUGCACAUAGACGUGUCCAUAUGUGUGCGUCCAGGGCAAUUCACAGUUCAGUUAAUGGGACGACAGCCAUCCCGUGGAGGAGCAGCAGGAAGAGACUGUCCCUGCUGGAGCAGCUGAGGGGCUGUCAGGAGGCCUGGUGCCCCGGGGCCCCCUGGGAUAGAGAGGGGGCCCACGCUGCUAUCUCUGGAACACCUGCUGGGAGUUUCCUGGUUGUGCGAGACUCUGCGACCUCUCAGCCCAGCCUGCUGUGUGUGUCUGCUGGAGGAGAACAUGAAGCAGUUGUUGAUUAUAAUAUCACAAGCACAGGCACAGUCUUCCAGCUGUCUGAGUCUCGUCUGUCUUUCUCUGACUUGGCUCAGCUCGUGCUCUUCUACUCUCUUACCAGGGAUGUUUUGGCUGUCUGUCUUUUCAUUCCUCGCUGGAUCUACAGCGUAACCGAAAGGUCCAAAGAUAAUCUCGCUCAACUUGAACCCAAUACUUGGCUCUGCACACCGCCUGGCCAACACACAACAGAUGAAAUGAACCAGAGGGAGCCAAGCAACGUAGUAUGCUCUAUACAGCUGACAUCCACCAAUGGGGCGCUGUGUAUCAUCAAUCCUCUCUACCUUCAUGAACAUGGAGAUGACUGGCUGACCCACAGGGCGAGUGCUGUGCAGUGCGCCACACAGCCAUCAAAUUACAGACGAGAGCGACGCCUCAGCACCACCAGAACAUGGGCAGGGGCAGGAUUACAAAGUAAACGAGCCAUCUCUUUGGACCAGGAACCCUCCAGUAUGGAGAGUUCUGGUCUAAUCAGAGCCAAGUCAGCGGAAUUACCACAUUGCCCCACAACCCCAUCAACACCAGCUGCUCCAGCAGGGGUGGUUCUCAGGAGACCCAGCAGAGAUUCUGCCUCCAGCCCUCCUUACAGAGCAAGCACUGGCAGCCUUUCUUUAGUUACUCCAUUACACUCUGAAAGUAUAAAUUGUGAAAUUGCGUCUGAGCUGCAGCACCAUGGCAGCCCAGUGCCUCAGUCUCCUUACAGGGUGUCCUGGAUCGAAGAUGGAGUCUGGCUGCCCCUGCCCAGGCCUUCCUCUUUGCUCCACCCCCCAUCGCUGGAGCUCGACUCGCUGUCAAUCAGCAGCAUAGAGGAAGAGCAGGAGCCCCAAACGACCAACCCUACCCCGCACCACCCUUCUGCGCAACGGUUGGCUGACAAAGUCAUACAUCGUCUCUCAGCGGUGGGUCAGGCUCUCGGUGGGCUGGUAAGUCAGAGGAAGAGACUAAUCAAUCGUGUGCUGGAGCUGAGCGAGCGCAAAGGCGCAGCGUUUGCAGAGGCUGUGAAAGGAUUUGUGGAGAUGACGCUAAAGAAAGGGGCUGAUCCCGGAGGGGUCACAGGGUCAGAAUUCUUACAGGAAGUCAGGUCAUCGCUCUCGUCACUGAGGGAGACACUGUUGGACUAUCCAGAAAUCCAGGCAAUGUUGGACAGCAUCACUGACAUAAAUGACUCAGAGAUCGACUCCCUGGUAGAGCUUUCCCUCCACAAGGUGGCUCUGAAGCCCGUCUCCGCACACCUCUACUCCUGCAUUCAUGUUUCCCGGACUAAUGACGGCAGCUUCAAGCGUCUGCAAAGCAACCUACAUGUGCUGGAAAAGAACGGGGUAGAGCAGUUAGGAGGGUCGGCAGGAGUUGGAGUUCCCGACUCUAUGACCCUGGAGCGGAUCCAGCAGCGGUGGACUAGUAUGCAUGAGGCUUACUCCCCAAACAAGAAGGUCCAGAUCCUGCUCAAAGUCUGCAAGAGCAUCUAUCACAGCAUGAGUGCUAAUGCUAGCUCAGGCACAGCGUUUGGAGCAGAUGAUUUCCUGCCCUGCCUGACAUGGGUGCUUCUCCGUAGUGACGUGGUCACCUUACACCUGGACACAGACUACAUGAUGGAGCUGCUGGACCCCACACAGCUACAGGGAGAGGGUGGCUACUACCUUACAACUCUAUACGCCUCUCUUUACUACAUCAGCAGCUUCCGGCCACGAUUGGCUGCUCGUCAGCUCAGUGUCGAAGCCCAACACUCUCUUAACCAAUGGCAUCGCAGGCGUACCCUGCACUGCAACCAAUCACGGCGCAGCAAGAACCGACGGACCAUUCGCAGGCAGGCAUGUCGGGAGAAGGGCGUGCAGAACUCUGAGACAGAAACUGAGGGAAAAGAGAAAAGUGGGAAAGAAUGUGAUUCUGUUAAUAAUGACGAGUCACAGCAGCAGAGAGAAAGCUCUGCAGAAGCUCUGCAGCCGCUGAAGGAAGAGACGAGCAGAGGACGAGAAGCUGAGGACGAAUCACAGAUACCCUCUCAAGUGUCAGACUGUAGUCAGCAAGACGUUACAGAAAGAUAGACUCUAUGUGCAGCAGGAGAAGAUGACCACAGAGGAUUGCAAUAGAGAAAAGAUGAAGAAUGGCCCUUACAGUAAUGCAAAGAAUGGCGACCUGUUGGCCACACAUUGUUUUGUCUAUAUCCACGGCGUUCCACUUCCAGGACUGCUCCGUUCCCGCCGGAAAUUUCGCUGGAUGUCCUUCUUUUCGGCCGGAUGUCCUUUCUUCUGCUUCCUUUGUGUUGGCAUUUUAAACUCGAUUUAUGAGGACUAUGGUUAACUGCUCCUCAGAUCUCUGCAGGGUAAAUCCAGACAGCUAGCUAGACUAUCUGUCCAAUCUGAGUUUUCUGUUGCACGACUAAAACAACUUUUGAACGUACCCACGUUCCACCAAAACAAGUUCCUUCCUGAGGCUAUUUUGCAGCGACACCGGGGCUACGUCCGGUGCUUUGCGCCGUCCAUGACGAUUGUGAUUGGUUUAAAGAAAUGCCAAUAAACCAGAGCAGGUUUUUCUCCCAUCCCGGAAUGCUGUGUGGACUAGCCAGACCCUCUUACGCAGCGCUGUGGAGGAAGGUCUGGCAAAGCCAGACUACACAUUUUUUACCUUUUCUCAGUGGGUCCAAACCCCAAAAGCUGCCACAUGAACCACCAGCAUGUCCCGUCAUGCUCAGAUUCAACUUCUAUGGAGACCAAAGAAAGCUUUUAAUUAGUGUAAUUAACACACUGCUUUUGGUUAAUUAUGAAAUUGUGGUCAGGAUUUCCCCAGGGGUCCUAAAUAAAUCUGAAGGAAUAGUUUAAAGGGGAAAAAAAGAUAUUUUUCUCAAAUGUUAGCCCUUUUUCUUACAAAAUACCGGAUAUUUUGACCUCUUCAGGGGUCUAACAACCUUUUAAAAAAUUUAGAGAAGCAAAACUCACUGUCACACUGCCCAUGCUGAGGCCAUAACCUGUGAACACUGCUCUAUUUUAAGGGUUAUAAGGUUAGAAAGCACUUGCAUAAAUCAGUUCAAAUUUAAUGUCAUAACUGUAGCUAUUGUAAAUAAGAAAAAAGCUUAUACAAAAUGUAUUAUUAUUAUAUUUAUUUGGAAACAAAUAAAAGUCAAAGUUCAUGUUU
This is a messenger RNA of Sander lucioperca (pikeperch), 3683 nucleotides long. RefSeq names its product Ras and Rab interactor-like (gene rinl). Gene Ontology annotation, cellular component: endocytic vesicle; cytosol. Gene Ontology annotation, molecular function: guanyl-nucleotide exchange factor activity; small GTPase binding. NCBI's taxonomy places the organism in Eukaryota, Metazoa, Chordata, Actinopteri, Perciformes, Percidae. The transcript is spliced from 10 exons. The record is from RefSeq and is a predicted model, not a curated record. Bases 254 to 2596 code for a protein of 780 amino acids. Gene Ontology annotation, biological process: vesicle-mediated transport.